ACUCUACCUACCAACUAUCACAGGAGAUUCCAAAUCCCUCCGCUUUUUCCACCAUUUUUCCCUUUUUCGUUUAAAAUAUCAAUUUUCUAUUUUCAUGAAUUUUCUUGAUUUACCCCUUCCCCCUAUAAAUUAGACCCUUCCCCAGUUUCAAUAACCUCUUCCUCUUCACUUUUCUAUCUUCUCUUUAGAUUUUAAGUUUCCAAUAUACUGUUAUUAUUUUGCUUCCCUGCCUUUUCUUCGUCUUCUUCUUCUUCUUCUUCAGAUUUCUGGGUUUUGAUUUUAGUAUAGUCUUUAUGCUGCAUAAUUGGUUUUUGAUGUUUCAGAUUCAUGUCUCCUGUACUCAGUGAAAUCCUCCGUUCUGGGUUUACAAUUGAUUCCGCCCUAAGACGCGGGGCUCAUCUUGUUCAAUCUUUCUCCGUUGUAUUCCUCUACUGGUUUUACGUGUUUUCAUAAAUAAGCUUUUAGUCGAGUCUUACAUAGAGCUUAGCUUACAGAUAUCUACAUAUAAGUUUUUAAUCUCUCUUUCAUCCAAGAAUAAUAUCAGUAAUCCCUUUUGGUGUGGUUAUAAGAAAAAUGGCUUCUUCGAGUGGAAAUUCUUCAGGGUCUAUACAGAUUCAGAACUCGGGCUCUGAAGAAGAUUUGCAGCAGUGCUUGAUGGAUCAGAGGAAGAGGAAGAGAAUGCAAUCGAAUCGCGAAUCGGCGAGGCGAUCCCGAUUGAGAAAGCAGAAGCAUUUGGAUGAUAUGAUGGCUAAAGUGACUGAGUUGAAGAACGAGAACAACCAGAUUCUUACAACAAUAAAUGUCACCACACAGCAAUACAUGAAUGUGGAGGCGGAAAACUCAGUCUUGAGAGCUCAAAUGAUGGAACUCAGCCAAAGACUGCAAUCCCUCAAUGAAAUCCUUAAUUACAUCAACAGCAGCACAGCCGCCGUCGCUGCCACUACUGCGCCGCCGCCGCCGCCAGCCACCAACUGCGUGUUCCAGGCUGACGAGUUUCAAGGAUUUUCUGAUGGGUUCUUGAACAAUCCAUGGAAUUUAAUGUACAUUAAUCAACAGCCAAUCAUGGCGGCCUCAGCCGAUAUGUUUGAUUAUUGAUCUUGUGGUGGUAGCUCAUUAGUUUGUUCAAGGUUUCGAUGGUGAAAAAUAAAAAAUAAAAAUGUUUCUUUAUUUGUCUUA
Messenger RNA from Olea europaea var. sylvestris, 1176 nucleotides. RefSeq names its product bZIP transcription factor 11-like. Gene Ontology annotation, biological process: positive regulation of DNA-templated transcription. The transcript has a single exon. NCBI's taxonomy places the organism in Eukaryota, Viridiplantae, Streptophyta, Magnoliopsida, Lamiales, Oleaceae. Gene Ontology annotation, cellular component: nucleus. Gene Ontology annotation, molecular function: DNA-binding transcription factor activity; transcription cis-regulatory region binding. The record is from RefSeq and is a predicted model, not a curated record. The coding region runs from base 574 to 1095 and encodes 173 amino acids.